AUGGCUGUGAAGCAACUUUCAUUCGCAUCCCACCAAGGGCUGGAUUUGGGAGAAGAGAGAGAGAGAGAGGUGGGUUUUUGUCACAUCCCGGAUCGGCUCCGCCGUAGCACGAUAUUGUCAACUUUGGGCCCCUGCCCUCAUGGUUUUGUUUCUGAGAACUCACAAGAAACUUCCCAGAGGGUCACCCAUCAUGAGAUUGCUCUAGCUCAAAGUCGCUUAACUUCGGAGUUCCCAUGGAAUCUGAAACCAGUGAGCUCCCAACAGGCCUCGUACUAA
Prunus armeniaca (apricot) is the source of this 276-nucleotide messenger RNA. NCBI's taxonomy places the organism in Eukaryota, Viridiplantae, Streptophyta, Magnoliopsida, Rosales, Rosaceae. The record is from the annotation of a GenBank genome assembly.